Messenger RNA from Coregonus clupeaformis (lake whitefish), 3833 nucleotides. Its product is annotated as DNA ligase 1. Lineage: Eukaryota; Metazoa; Chordata; Actinopteri; Salmoniformes; Salmonidae. The transcript has 27 exons. The record is from RefSeq and is a predicted model, not a curated record. The coding region runs from base 161 to 3526 and encodes 1121 amino acids. Gene Ontology annotation, molecular function: ATP binding; DNA binding; DNA ligase (ATP) activity. Gene Ontology annotation, cellular component: mitochondrion; nucleus. Gene Ontology annotation, biological process: lagging strand elongation; DNA biosynthetic process; DNA repair.
ACGUUUGAUGUCAUUUUGGCGCCGAACGUUUCAUUCGCAUUUCUGCGCGGGUAAUGUCCUUAUGUUGGUGUUGUUAGUUGAACACCAAGUUUAAUUGUAGUGUAUAGUCAGUCAUUUACAUUUCAAUUCAAUUUACCACAUCAGAAAACUGCAAGACAGCAUGCAGCGAAGCAUAUCAUCUUUCUUUCAGCCCAAAACGGGCAAAGAAAAGGAGAGCGAAAAGAGUGAUGGACCGGUGAAGGAGAAACCGGUGAAGGAGAAACCGGUGAAGGAGAAACCGGUGAAGGAGAAACCGGUGAAGGAGAAACCAGAACCAGUCAAAGGGCCUCUCAAAGUUCAGAAUGGGGUCCACAAUGAGCCUGAUUCGCCAGUAAAGAAGUUCACUAAACGCAGUCGUCAGAUCUUGGACAGUGAUGAUGAUGAGGCUCCAGCCAGAAUAGAACAGGAGCAAGGGGACAAGACUGUUCAGCCCAAGGAUGAAGUAUACAAGGCUGUUACCACCCCACUGUCCCCCGCUGCCCCCACCACCCCUGUUACUCCAGCCACUCCAGUGACCCCAGCCGCCCCUCCAGUGACCCCAGCCGCCCCUCCAGUGACCCCAGCCGCCCCUCCAGUGACCCCAGCCGCCACUCCAGUGACCCCAGCCGGCACUCCAGUGACCCCAGCCACCUCCGCCACCACUGGAACCCCUGACACCCCCACUUCCAUCUCACCCUCCGGAAUUCCCAAACGCCGCACCGCGAGGAAGCAGUUCCCCAAGAGAAAGCUGGACAGCAGGAGUGGCAGUGACAAGGAGGAGGAAGAGGUGAAGGAAGAACCAGAACAGCAGAAUAAAAGAGCAAAGGUUGAGGAAACACAGGGCAGCACCGAGAAUGAAGAGGAAGCGAUGGAGGUGGGAGGAGAGGAGAACAGUGUGGAUAAGCCUGAGGUGGUGCAGAACAACCCAGAGCAGAAAGAGAUCGAUGAAGAGAAGACCAAAGAUGGAGAGAAGGAAAAAGCACUUGAUGUGAAAGAGACGGAGGAGGAGGGAAAAAGUCCUAAAAGUGAAGAGGCUAAAGAGAGAAGUCCUAAGGGUCAAGAGGCUAAAGGAAAAAGUCCUAAGGGUCAAAACGCUAAAGAGAGAAGUCCUAAGGGUCAAGAGGCUAAAGGAAAAAGUCCUAAGGGUCAAAACGCUAAAGAGAGAAGUCCUAAGGGUCAAAAGGCUGUAAAGGAAGAAAAGGAAAGUCCUAAAAAUGAAAGGAAGGCAGUAAAGGAGGAGAAAGAAAUGAAAGUGUCAGAAAGCCCCCAAGCCAAAAAAGCCCCCACCAUCAGCAGUUUCUUUGCUCCCAGGAAGGCUGCUGUAAAGAUGGAGAGACCAGAGGAGAAGAGCGAGGGAGACAGAAAGGAGAAGAGCGAGGGAGACAGAAAGGAGAAGAGCGAGGGAGACAGAAAGGAGGAGAGCGAGGGAGACAGGAAGGAGGAGAGUGAGGGAGACAGAAAGAAGAGCGGGGAGAAUAUAAAGGAGGGGGCGAAGGUGGCCCGUACCACUGACGACGUUAAAGAGAAAGGAGAGAAGACGGACCAGGCCCAGUAUGACCCAUCCAGACCCAACUACCACCCAGUAGACCACGCCUGCUGGGGGCGGGGACAGAGGGUCCCGUAUUUGGCUGUUGCACGCACCUUUGAAAAGAUUGAGGAAGAUUCUGGCAGAUUGAGGAACAUCGAAACAUUAUCAAAUCUCCUACGCUCUGUGAUCGUCCUCUCUCCAGAGGACCUGUUGUGCUGCGUCUACCUGUGUCUCAAUCAGCUGGGUCCUGCUUACAUGGGGCUGGAGCUGGGAGUGGGAGAAACUGUACUGAUGAAGGCUGUCGCCCAAGCAACUGGGCGACAGUUGGACAAAAUCAAGGCGGAGGCUGCAGAGAAGGGGGACUUGGGGUUGGUGGCUGAGAGUUCCCGUAACAACCAGAGAAUUAUGUUCCAGCCAGCCAAUCUGAUUGCAGGGGGUGUGUUCAACAAACUGAAAGACAUCGGGAACAUGAGUGGGAACUCUGCCAUGAAUAAGAAGAUUGACAUCAUCAAAGGUCUUUUUGUAGCCUGCCGUUUCUCUGAAGCCAGAUACAUAGUCAGGUCGCUGGCAGGGAAGCUGAGGAUUGGCUUGGCUGAACAGAGUGUACUGGCUGCCCUGAGUCACGCCGUGUGUCUGACUCCUCCGGGACAAGACUUCCCUCCGGCGGUGAUUGACGCUGGGAAAGGAAUGAGUGCAGAAAAACAGAAAGCUUGGAUAGAAGAGAAAAGCCUUAUCCUCAAACAGACUUACUGUGAGAUGCCCAACUAUGAUGUCAUCAUCCCAGUCAUUCUGAAGGAGGGGAUUGAUGAACUACCCAACCACUGCAAACUCACUCCAGGUGUACCGCUGAGGCCCAUGCUGGCUCACCCCACCAAAGGUGUAGGAGAGGUGAUGAAGAGGUUCGAUGAAGCCGCCUUCACCUGCGAGUACAAGUAUGACGGAGAACGAGCACAGAUCCAUAUCUUGGAGAACGGAGAAGUGCGUAUUUUCAGUCGCAACCAGGAGGAUAAUACAACCAAAUAUCCUGACAUCAUCUCUCGCAUUCCUACGGUAAAGAAGCAGUCGGUGGUAUCCUGUGUGUUGGACUCUGAGGCAGUAGCUUGGGACAGAGAGAAGCAACAGAUCCAACCAUUCCAGGUUUUAACCACACGGAAGAGAAAGGAUGUCGAUGCAGCUGAUAUCAAGGUCCAAGUGUGUGUGUAUGCCUUCGACCUUCUGUAUCUCAAUGGAGAGUCUCUAGUGAAGCAGCCCUUGUCCCGUCGCAGGGCUCUGUUGAGGGAGAGCUUCCAGGAGAAGGAGGGAGAGUUUGUGUUUGCCCGCGCCAUCGACUCAGACAACACAGACGCCAUCGCUGAGUUCCUGGAGCAGUCGGUUCGAGACUCCUGCGAGGGACUCAUGGUGAAGACUCUGGAGAAAGAUGCCACGUAUGAAAUCGCCAAGCGCUCUCACAACUGGCUCAAGCUGAAAAAGGACUAUCUGGAUGGCGUGGGGGACACAAUGGAUCUGUGUGUGAUCGGAGCGUAUCUGGGGAAGGGCAAGAGAACCGGGACCUACGGAGGCUUUCUGCUCGCAUGCUACGACGAGGACAACGAAGAGUUCCAGUCAGUCUGCAAGAUUGGGACAGGUUUCAAGGAUGAAGAUUUGGAGCAGCAUUACAAAUUCUUAAAGGAGCAUAUUUUGCCCAAGCCCCGCCCCUAUUACCGUGUGGACCAAUCAACUGAGCCCGACGUGUGGCUCGAUGCCGUGCAAGUAUGGGAAGUGAAGUGUGCCGACCUAUCGCUGUCGCCGAUCUACAAGGCUGGCAUGGGAUUGUGUGACCCAGAGAAGGGCAUCUCUCUUCGGUUCCCGCGCUUCCUGAGGAUCAGAGAGGAUAAGAAGCCAGAGGAGGCCACUUCAGGAGGACAGAUUGCUGAUUUAUACAGGAAGCAGCAGGUUGUUCAGAAUCAGGGCGACAAAGCUGACCUUGAGGACUACUACUGACCUCUGACCUGAUCAGUUGACCGUCCAGUCGCCAAUGACUCGGGUGAAAUCUCAAUGUGUACAUAGUUUUUUUUUAAAUGAUGAACCUGAAUAAGGCUGUGCCAAUGCAAAAAGGAAAGCGAAGACCCUGUGAACAGCGGCGUGUCUAGAUCUAGGUUCUGCCAAUGUUAUGACGUUCAACGUUUUGUGUGUUGUUGAGCCUAAGGCUUAUUUCUGUGAACGUAUACACGGCAUUAUAAAGUACAGUUGUCAAUGACUCAAAUAAAUCGCAAAAAAAUAAUGAAUAAAGGCUUUGCCAAUUUUAUAA